This is a messenger RNA of Prorocentrum cordatum, 783 nucleotides long. Lineage: Eukaryota; Dinophyceae; Prorocentrales; Prorocentraceae. The record is from the annotation of a GenBank genome assembly.
AUGUCCGUGAUGGGCAGGGACGUCUGGGUGUACGCGCCUAAGGCGUCGCAGUUCGCCAACCAAUCGCUGCCCGCGGUGGUGGUACUGCACGGCACCGCAGACUACGCUCUCUCAAUCGCGAACACCUCGCGCUUCGAGCAGCUCGCAGAGUCCUCCUCGAAGCCCUUCCUCGCGGUGUUCCCCGAGAUGUCCACGCCUGGGGGCGAGAUCUGGGGGUACAUGGACGACCUGCCGUUUUUCCGCGCUCUGGCUGACAGCCUGGACGCGCGGUUCGCGCUCGACCGGGACGAGGUCUACGUGUGCGGCCACUCGGCGGGCGGAAGCAUGUCGAUCUUCUUGCAGAACAAUCUGCCGAGUGUCUUCAGCGGUGCCGCGGCUGUCGAGGCGGGCAUCGGCGGUCUGCCGUGGUGGAACGAAGAGAGCGUCGGCAGGCCCACGAUGCUGGUGUGGAACCACAACGACCCCGUGCUCCGCGAGUUUGGCGGAGAGGCUCUGCUGAACAACACGCUGAGCAAGCUCCGGCGCCAUGCCGCCUCGACCGACCAGCGGCCGUCUUUCUCUAUGCCAGUGGCCACGUUCAACGCCUCAGUCGUCAGGCGGGCCGAGCGGCUGCUGUACGGGGCGUCGGGCUCGUCUCCGCCGCUCGCCGUGGUCUCCUGGGAGACGGCGCUGCCCACCCACCACUGGUCGAACCCAGUCAACGUGCCAGGGUCAUUCGACGCGUCUGCCCUCAUCUGGGAUUUCUUCCAGAGCACCCGGGUCUUUGAGAGACGGUCGCGAUAG